Molecule: messenger RNA, 8332 nt
Organism: Bacillus rossius redtenbacheri
Lineage: Eukaryota; Metazoa; Arthropoda; Insecta; Phasmatodea; Bacillidae
Exons: 3
Coding region: 4763-6031 (422 amino acids)
Source: RefSeq, a predicted model, not a curated record
UGACAGGUCAAAAAGAGUCCUCGAGUCAAACAAACCUUAUUUGUGUGGUUGCUGACGCUUGCUGUAUGCUGUUCUACGGAAUAUGAAAAUUUAAACAAACAGCUUGUGAAUUCUUUUUUAAAAAUCAAAUUUGAAAAUGUGUUACAAUAUAUAAGAUCUGAACUUCGUGUGUUUCGGUUUUAAGGGGAUGAAUUAUGGAUAGAAGAGACGUUAUUUCUUUGAUCCAGUAUUUUGAUAAUGGAGAUGAAGAGUUUUUAUGGAGCUCGUCCAACGACUCGGAUAGUGGAAGUGAGGCAGAAAUUUUUGGUGCUGUCUCCGAAGCUUUAUGCCUUGCUAAAGGUCGCAAUGAUCCUAACAAUUUUCUUGCUAAGAUUGUACCAAAUUUAUCAGAAGAAGAAUUCAUAAUAAACUUCAGAGUGUCACGGGCACUAGUACUGAAACUAUCAAAAAAAUUCCUGAAAUCUGAGCAAUACAGUACACUUCGAGUACCACAGUAUGUAGACACUGCAAUCUCGCCAGAUAAGCACAUCCUCACAUUCCUGUGGUUCGCUGGGCAUAACCACCCUUUUCGCUGCAUGGCUGACAAGUUCAAGAUGAGUCUGAGCUCCUUGCAUGAAGUGGUGUCACGAGUGCAAGCCUUCUUGGUCAGCAUGGCUGACAAAGAAAUUUCAUGGCCUUCCAAGGAUGAAAGACAUGAAAUAAUGAGGCAUUUUGAAGACGAUAAAGGAAUCCCACGUGUAGUAGGUACUGUAUGUUGACCAUUUGCAUCCUGCUGUGUCUGUUUGAGUUACCACAAAUAUUUCCAGCAGCACAGGCUAGCACAUGGGUAACCGUAACAAUAAUGCUUGUCAGAAAUGUAGCCAUAAGGUUGCAAGAUUAGUCUUUUAGAAAGUGUUUUACUUUCUUAUUCUUCAAGUAGGUUCAUAAAAUUGCUGCACAGUUAGCUGUUAAUCUUUAGUUUUUGUAAGAAUAAAGAUAUAUGACACGUAUUCCUAUAGACAAGAUUUUAUGAUUUUAUUUUUAAAAUAGAGUUCUGUGUUAUUGUUUUUAUUUUUUAUUCAUAAAGGUAGCACAUUAUUCAAUAAAUAUGACACUUAAAUGUUUCAUGAUACUUAUUUCACCAAAACAGUGUCAUUUUGACUGAUACAUGAUGCACUUUCACAAUUUAAUAAUUUGUAUUAAACUAGUCGUAACUACAUGGAACAAUAAAAAUAAAUCUGCAAGUAUUUAUGUGUUUGAAAAAUGUACUAAUUUCAUAAUGUAAAAAUGAGAUCAAAAUACAGUUAGAGGAUAAAAAUAGAAACAUUUAUUCCCGGUAUAUGUAGUACAUACAUUGUGGUACAAACUUCAUACUAAAUAAAUUAAAUUCAUUAAAUGUAAUAUAUUAAAAUUACAUAUUUUUGAUUUGAGUAUUGCUGAUUAAUUUCAUGAUUUUAAUUGUAUUUUGAUGCUUUAUGGUGUAUUAACUUGCAGUUUGGUGUUAUGUGGUAUAUUGACAUGUUUUUCAGUGUUAUAUGGUAUAUUGACACCUUUUCUAAGUUUUUUCAAUUUUAUCGCAAUUCACAGUAUAAUCCGGGCCCUUCUUAUGCCAUAAUAUAAAUCAGAACAUUCUAUCUAAAGCAGGUUAGUAUGAAAAUUGUGAUCAAAUAGAUCAGUUGAAGAUGGUCAAGAAUACUUGAAUAUUGAUUAUUUAAAAAAGGUUUUGGGUUAAUGUUUGCCUCUUUUGCCACAGUCAUAGCAUAGUGUAGCAUAGGGCCGCUGACAGGUAUUCCCUUGUUUCUCGUGAUUUUAAACCACUGAGUUAAUGCUUGAUCAACAUUUUCUUGUCGUGAUUUUUGAAGCCUCUUCGGUUUCAAAACAUUUGAAUUGAACAAUUGUUUAAUCCGGUUCUUGUUUUUGAAAAUCAUUGAGAUUGUCGAAUGACCCACGCCAAAUUCCUUUGCGAGAGAAGAGUUUGAUUCUCCAUUUUCUAAUCUGCAUAUAAUUGCACCUUUCUCCUCAAUCGUAAAUGCUUUACGGUGUUGAGAUGACAUUUUUUCCACAUGAUAUCACAAACAACAAUGCGUGACCUUCAACUGUCAAUUACUCGCUGAGGUUCAAAACAAAAACGAGCGACAUGCCACGUCAUCGGGAAUUAACGAACAUUGCCGAAGGUAUAAAGAAUCAUGUUGGUCAUUAUAAUUGGACAUAAUUUAUUAAAAAUGGGUCACUGUAAGCAAAGUCAUUAUAUCCAACUUAUUUACAAAGAAUUUUAUAUGAAAACCGAAUUUUGUUGUGUUAUUACGUCAUAAUAGGCGGUUCGUCAAUAUAGGCGAAGUCAUAAUAAACGGAUUCUACUGUAGUUAUUUUACUCAGUCCUAGCUUUGAUAUUUACUAAACAAAUUUUCUGUAUGGUGUCAGUAUUUCAACAGUGAGUAUUAUUUAUUGUUAAUUAAUAAAAAUUGUUUGAUCAAUAAUUAUUGAUAUCCUAAGCUGUUAUUUUGAAGUGAGUAAUAAUUUUAUUAAUUAAUAUUUAUUUAUAAAAUUGUCUUCUUUCUUUCUCUGCCGUUUUACCCGUUACGAUGUACUUACAAGUCGAGGUUUGAAUUGCCAAAGAAUUUUCACUUCUAUCACAUGUACUGAGCUACACGUGCUCUUUUUUAUCUUUGUUUUAAUCAAAACAUAUUUUUUAAAUUUAAAUUAUUAAAAUUGGUUUAUUAGUUAACAAGUUUUAAUUUUACAGGUUUUAGAAAAGUAAAAUUUUGGUACAUUUUAUCAUUUGGAAAACAAAAAUGUGCACACGAUAAUUUACAGUAUAUUAUUGUUACAUAUUCUUUUUAAUUACACAUUGAUAUGUAAUCAAUAGAAAAAUAAAAAAAAUAAGGGGAAAAAAAUUGUUACAACAUUUUAAAAUAAUUUUUAGUAUAAACAUCAAAAAAGUAUCCUUAAUUUGCCAAAAUUGAAAAAUAUAUAUUUCUAUACAAACUAAGCCAGUUAGAUGAGGUUUUCAGUGUUCGUUAGUUUCUUUCCGGAACAAAAGAGUGCUGUCUCACUGGUUCAGUUUGUAUGGAAAAAGAAUAUAUUGUACAAUUUGAUUUCAAAACUUCUUCUUUGUUUUAAUUUUUCUUUAAAGUACAUAUUAAUACAGGAGAAUCCCGUUAUAGCGAACACGGUAAUAGCGAGAACACGGCUAUAACAAGGUCUUUUUGAGGAAUUUACGGCGUGAUCACGUGAAGCGCGCUUUGGUUAUUUGUCUGCUUUAUCUCCACCCCUCUCGCUCGCCACUAGACAUCUUGCCGUUGACACCUGUCACAUCCUUCAGCCUUGCAGUCGCCACCUAAGUGUGUGGCUUUAAAAAUAGAAUCCUGUUUCUUUCUUUUAUCAAACUUCCGCUUGGCUUCAAGGCCAAGGUAUGCUCGACUCGAAUAAACCAAGCCUUUGAAUAUACAUAUACUUAGGGGUAUGCAAAAUUAGCAUUUGCGAUAAAACAAUUUUUUACGAGAAUUUUGACAUUUUAAAGCGAAUAAUCACGAAUUUGCAAUAAAAUCAUUUUUACGCGAAUUUUAACAAUUUAUAAUGAAUAAACCCGAUAUCCACAUUAUAGGAUACUAUUUUUACGCGAAUCUUAACGUUUGAAAAUUAAUAAACCCGAUAUCCAUAACUAUUUGAUUAAACUAUGCUAAAAAUACGUACUUCUGACGAAGUCCGUAACGUAGGCCUAACCUAGUGCAGAAUUAGUAAACACAAUACGGCCGCCAUAAUUCAACUGGAGUACGAUGCGCUGCUUCCUCUCACCUGCGAACAUGUGACGAUUUUUUUAGUAUUUAUGGUAAGAAAAACUGUGUAAACAUGUACAGAGGCGAAAUUGAAUAUUUUGAAUAACUUGAACGAUGUAAGCAAAGACGUGAGUAUAGUUUGAUACACUUGUACACAAAACAUCAAACAAAUACGCAGUAGCUACACAACACGUCGUUACUCGCUGAGCUCACACAAUGAUGCAAUCAGCAGUAGCAGUGCAGCUGGCAGCCGGUAGGUGCGCGCGCAGUCACGCUCACGCACACUAACACGAAGUCACAACAAAACAAAGCUGUUUACGGCCGUGCCUGCGCGUGUUUGAAUACGACAAACUUGUAAACGGUAUGAAUUGAACUUGCGUGGCGUGGUAGUUGUGCUCUGAUACUUACGUGGCGUAGGCCUACAUACUUAUCCGAAGUAAUAAAUAUUUUUAACAAAAAUGCGUUAAUUUACCGUGAUUACUUUUGUUGACAAAAAUGCCGAAACCUGUAGUGACUGCCAAACAACGGGCCGGAGAGUUUUCACAACACGGUUUGUAUGCAAGCGAUGGAAAAACCAUUUUCUGUCGUUUUUGUAAUGUGUCUGUGACAUGGGACCGCAAAGACUCGUGUGCGAAGCAUAUUGGCAGUGAAAAACAUAAGAAACGGGCAACAGAAAGUGUUGCUGAGCAAAGUGUAAAACGGCAGUGUUCGAUAUCGGCAUCUUUCAGUAACAUUGCAAAGAAGACAGAUUUCAAGACUAACUUCAUCAAGGACACCACAGAGGCUUUCAUUAAAGCAAAUAUACCUUUACAAAAACUUGAUAAUCCCAACAUUAAGAAAUGGCUCGAUAAGUACAUAGAAGGAGCUGGUGAUUUGGCAAAUGCACGUACUUUGAGAGAAAAAUGCGUGGAAGACUUGGCACACCAGCGAGUAGAAGACCUAAAGAGAGUCCUGAAAGAGAAACGAGUGAAUGUGUUUUGUGAUGAAACGACAGAUCGUAUGGGAAGAUGUGUGUUUGUUGUUUUAUUUCGUUUUUUGUUGAUGAUUUUGAUAAGCCACAAAUUGUUGUGGGUGGUUUACAUUUUUUAGCUGCAGCUAAUGCAACUACAUGCACAAGAGCAAUUGUUGAUUCCUUGCAUAAGUACGACAUCAAAUAUGACAAUGUGAGAUCCUUAGUUACAGACUCUGCAAGGUACAUGGUUAAGUGCAGCAAAGCUUUGGAAAUCAUUGUUGGCGAUCAUUUACAGUAUGUGCAGUGCUGGCCACAUAAACUCAAUCUUGUUGGUGGGGUGUGGAUCAAAGAACUGUCCGAGCUGAAUCUUACAGUUGUUAAGGUAAAGAACAUUUUUUUGAAUACUAGGAAGAGGCGACACCUGUACGCAAGUUUCCUAGAAGAGAAAUACGGAGAGAAACGACCUUUGUUCCCCAUUCCUGUAAUUAUUAGGUGGAACUCUUGGUUCACAUCUGUGUUUUACCUUGCAGAUUAUUUGCUUGAUAUUGCUGACUUCUGCCAAAAAGAUGAGAUCAAAGUGCUUCAGAAUGCUGGUGUAGAAUACUUCAGUGCCAUCAGCAAACAGCAUCUGGCAGUUGUUCAUGUACAAGCAAUUUUCGUAAAGGAGCAUGCCAAGGAAUUGGUGGAUUUGAUGCUAAAGUUGGAGGGUUCAUCAUAUCCAACUUCACAUUUGCUACACGGUGAACUGGAGCAUCUCAAAGAAUGCUACACAGCUGUUUCAAAUGGUGUUUACUUUGAUAACACCCAAAGUGCACUAGAGUCUCUUUCCCCAACUAAGGCAGCAGAAGCAAAACUGUCACUUCAAAGAGUAGUUUCACAAGCCCAAGCAAAGUUGACUUCUUUAAUGGCACAGGAUCCCAGCAAAAAAAUGUUCGAACACCUUAAAGUAUUGGAUCCAAAAUAUAUCAUCCUAGCAACAGUAAACCCAAGCCUGAUUGAAAAUAUUAGAAAUAUUUUUGGAUUUACUUCACUGGAUACUGAAGAAAUAACUUCAGGUUUCUGUCAUUUGCAAGCGGCACUGAACCAGCAGGUUUCAGAAAGUAAUCGCCCAGACAUUCUCACAGCUUUAAGAGUUGUGAAAUUAACGAGGCCAGAUUUUGCGACCAAGUGUUUCGAAGCGAUUUGGUUCCCUUGUGCCAAUGUUGACUGUGAACGGUUCUUGUCUUCGUACAAUACAGUGUUGACGGAUAGAAGAACAACGCUCACAGAGUCAAAACUUGCAACAAUGGCCAUAUUUUCUUUUGAAGAUUUGAGCUGUGAAUAACUUUGUGAGCGUAGCCUACUUACUGUAUUGUUUUUAAUUGAUAUUCAUUUAUUUUAAGUUAACUUUUAUUUUAAAUAGUGUUUGCUGUGUUGAUUAAGUGUUGUAAUAAUUUUGAAGCAGUAAGUUCCCAGAUUGCCAAUGCUUUGAAGUGAACAAUUCAGUUAGUACAGUAAGUAUUUAAAUAAGAAAUGAGAAAUGACUUCAUACUUCUCCAAAUACUGGAUAUUCAAUUUCAAUUAUACCUCUUUAAUGUCAUCUUUUUUAAUAUUAAGUAGUUAGUAUUUGGUGUGUAUUAAGUGUUAAAACAACUUUCACGACACUUGAGAUAUGAAAUUGGUAUUACUGUUAUCCAUUUUGGUAGUCAAAAUAACCUCCCUUUCAGAGAAAAAUAACAUAAAUUUUCCAGAAAAAUAACCUCUAAUUCAGUGAACAAAUAAACACGAAAAGUGCAUACCCCUACAUAUACUUGUACACAUUUCUUAUUGUUAUUAUUUAUAAAAUACACGAAAUCUAUUUUUUCCCGCCAUUAAACAUAACAAUGUACACUUUUUUUUAAAUAUAAAUGCUCUUAAUUAAUUUGUUGGGACGUUUUCAUUAACGAAUAAUAACAUUGUUUAUAACUAUGUUAGGCCAAAAGUCAGUCACCUUUAUACUUGUUGCUAAUUGAUCGCGUUAAUAAUACACAAAUAUUUAUAUACUUGUUUAGUAUUAUUUUAGUCGUGACACGUUUACAAACACGUCACGUUAUUUAUUUUACUAUCUGACUAAUAGUAGGCACUACUGUAUUUAUUUCCGAAUCGCUAGGACAGUUUUCUUGUAACUUUUGUUUCAGUCAGUUGUGGGGGUAUCUGUCCGGGAAGGGGGUGGUGAUGGUUUUGAGUUUAAUCCCAAAUUUAUUUUCAAAAAAAGUUUACAGGUUUCUUUAAAUGAAAAAAAAGUAUAGUUUUCCAGCGACUAUUUCGUUUGAGGCGUACGUGCGUUGCCGCACUCCUGCUUUUUUUUGUAAGGAAUUAAAUUGUCGUGCUACACUAGCGCCGCCUGUUAGCAACAUCCCGAACCAACAUGGCCGCCAGCAGACAGCCCGCGUUGACAAUAGAUAGCAGGACAAUGCUGCGUCGGCCGCGGACUGAGAUGCUAUACUUACGUGGCGUGGUAGGGUAUUCUGGUUAUUUUGACGCAAUCGGUGAUCACAUCCGUACUUGUGGGGUAUCAUUUUAAAGAGGAUUCACACAUCUGCUCACAGAAAUUAAGAUUUCGUUAAUAUAACCUGUUAUUUUCCAAUUAUACAGGUUUAAACACAAUUUUUAUGCUAUUUUCGGCUAAUUUUUAUUUUUUGGGGGCCAAAAUCUGUCCAAUUCGUUUAUAGCGAGGACACGGUUAUAGCGAGGAUCAAACCCGGAACCGUGACACCUCGCUAUAACGGGACUCUAGUGUAGUUGUUAAAAAAUAUAUAAUACUAAGAUUAAGAUACCAGAAAAUUUAUUGUGUCUACAUAUUUUUCCACAUAAUUAAAUGCACCAAAAGUCUACUUUUGUAAAACAUGUAAAAUUUCAUAACUUGUAAACUAGUAAAUCUAUUUAAAUAUUUUAAAUUUAUACAAAACAUGUAUUGAUGAAAACAACAGGUGGAAAACAGUAUUAUAAAAGACAGGGUUCCCAACGACCGGGAAAACAGGGAAAACAGAGAAAAUUCAGGGAAAUAGAAAUGGGUCAAAAACACAGGGAAAACUCAGGGAUAUUUGUUGUGUGGCAAUAACAGUGUGUGUAUAUAUAUAUUUAUAUAUAUUGAUUAAUUCAUGUAUUACAAGCACAUUUUUUCUUAAAAACAAAAUUGGAAAGUUGGGGUGCGGGUCAUACAUGUAAAUCAAAGUAAUAGAUAAGCCACGAGUCCCGGGAAAGUUUGGUUCACCAUACAGCUGUGACGUGCCGAAUUUCAUGCUAGGCGUCCCCGGACCAUGCCGAGCUGCGCCAAGCCAGUUGUAGAAAAUGGCGGCACUGUAGUUCGUAUACGUUUGGCCGUUUGUGUCAUAACUAUGAAGUAUCCGGUACGCUGGAAACUUUUUGAAGAUUGUUUAGUGAACGUAUUUUCAUUUAUUUAGAUGUAUUUUUACAAAAGUGCUGCAGCUGUGGUGGUGGUUUUGUAUCACUGUAAUUUGUGUAGUUGGUAGUAUUAUGGUUUCAUGAAGAGAUUUUUGCCUAUCAAACACAUCAAAAACACCGCGAAAAUAGUUACACAUUGUGUUAUUCUGAGUCAAGAGUUCUACAGAAGCAGUUAAAUAUAUUUGAAAUUUUUAGUCAAUUA